Messenger RNA from Misgurnus anguillicaudatus (oriental weatherfish), 1200 nucleotides. It is a transcript of the gene aqp10a, whose product is annotated as aquaporin 10a. Gene Ontology annotation, cellular component: basolateral plasma membrane; plasma membrane. NCBI's taxonomy places the organism in Eukaryota, Metazoa, Chordata, Actinopteri, Cypriniformes, Cobitidae. The record is from RefSeq and is a predicted model, not a curated record. Gene Ontology annotation, molecular function: water channel activity; glycerol channel activity; urea transmembrane transporter activity. Gene Ontology annotation, biological process: water transport; glycerol transmembrane transport.
UCUGUGUAUACUGUAGCUCAGAUGUGGAUGUUGACUGGUUGAUGUGGGGGAUGUUUGAAACACGUGAAUGUAUUAGAAAGAAGGUUUAAAGGUGAACAGAGCUAAUAGACAGAGAGUGAGGUCACAGUCGCUGCACGCCAGGAAAACGGCAGAAAUCUAGGAAACCUGCAAACAUGAGCCAUUUAAAAAAAGUGAUUAGGAAGAUGAAGGUGAAAAAUGAACUGACGCGACAGAUUUUAGGAGAGCUCUUGGGCACUUUUGUUCUUCUGCUGUUUGGUUGUGCAGCAGCAGCCCAGGUGAAAACCAGCAGAGAAACUAAAGGACAGUAUCUGUCUGCUAACCUGGCCUUCUCUGUAGGUGUCAUGUCUGCCAUGUAUCUCAGCAGAGCAGUCUCAGGAGCUCAUCUAAAUCCAGCUGUGUCAUUGAGUUUUUGUAUGUUGGGUGAUCUACCCUGGUCAAAGUUGUUACCCUAUUCUCUGGCUCAACUGCUGGGAGCGUAUUUUGCCUCUGGACUGGUCUAUCUCAUCUAUUAUGAUGCAAUCAUGGAGUUCAGUGGUGGAGUCCUGACUGUAUUUGGCCCCAAUGAAACUGCGAGUAUAUUUGCCACUUACCCAACCGGUGUGGUGUCAAUGCAGACCAACUUUCUGGAUCAGGUGGUUGGCACAGCCAUGCUGAUGUUGUGUAUACUACCUCUAAAUGAUAAGAGAAAUGCUCCUGCUCCCGAAGCACUGCUUCCUCCCAUUGUAGCAACAGUCGUGUUAGGUAUAUCCAUAUCGAUGUCGGCUAAUUGUGGAGCAGCCAUAAAUCCAGCUCGUGACCUUGGCCCUCGACUCUUCACUCUCACUGCAGGCUGGGGAAUGGAAGUAUUCACAUGCUACGAUUAUUUCUUCUGGAUCCCAUUAGUCGCCCCUAUGGUUGGGGGUGUGGUGGGCUCAAUCAUAUAUCUGGUUUUCAUUCAGUGGCAUUUGCCUGACCUUGAGGAUGAGGUGGAGUCUGAAUGUAAGGAGAUUAAAGAUCAAACAAAGUUUGUGGAGCACAGUGACCUGCAACAAUCGGGCAAAAAGGACGAGAUAUACCUUAAACUGUCAGACCUUUGAAGAGCACGGGAGACUUUGAGAUGUGAACGUAAUGCGGCUCACAAUAUUGUAUUUUACGAAGAAAAAAAACUACAGAUGGGUGGACUUCAAAAUGUUUAAGCCU